Messenger RNA from Aspergillus brunneoviolaceus CBS 621.78, 1423 nucleotides. Its product is annotated as class I SAM-dependent methyltransferase. The coding region runs from base 261 to 1343 and encodes 360 amino acids. Gene Ontology annotation, molecular function: methyltransferase activity. Lineage: Eukaryota; Fungi; Ascomycota; Eurotiomycetes; Eurotiales; Aspergillaceae. The transcript is spliced from 3 exons. The record is from RefSeq and is a predicted model, not a curated record.
CCCGACUCUCCUCUUUCCUACUGACCUGUCGACGGUCUCGGUCAAUUCUUUUUCUUCUUCUUCCUCUUCCUCUUGUUGUUGUUCCAUCUCGUCUUUUCACUCCGUACACCUUCCUAAUUCCUCCCCAUCUGUCUCUCUCUCUCUCGUUGACACGCUUGUCCCGCAGUUGGGAAGCAUUGUACCGCUGGCGACCUAAAGAAGGAUCCCCUUCCCAUUCGUUUCCUUGUCGGUCUUUUCCGUCUAUACUUCCAUCAACCAGUAUGCCGCAACCCAACAUCGAUGAACAAAUUCAAAUAGACACCGACGAUGACAACGAUUCUCUCCUGGACGCCCAGUCGAUCGUCGGCUCCAACCUCACCAUCUCCUCGACCGUGCGCGAUUACUGCUUCGAGAACGGCCGGCGCUACCACGCCUACCGCAACGGCCAGUACCCGGUGCCCAACGACCAAGAAGAGCAGGACCGGCUCACGCUGCUGCACCAGCUCUUCAAGAGCGUCACGGGCGGCGAGCUGCACCGCGCCCCGGUCCUCCGCCCCCGGCACCGCCCGCAGCGCGUGCUCGAUGUCGGCACCGGCACCGGCGUCUGGGCCCUGGAUAUCGCGGACGCCUACCCGCACGCGGAGAUCGUGGGCACCGACCUCAGCCCCAUCCAGCCCCGCUACACCCCGCCCAACUGCUCGUUCAUCAUCGACGACGCGGAGAGCGACUGGGCUUUCCCGCCCGAGGAGGCCUUCGACUACGUCCACGGCCGGUCCCUCGGGGGCUCGAUCGCCGACUGGCCCCGGUUCCUGCAGCAGGCGUACCAGCACGUCAAGCCCGGCGGGUGGGUGGAGAUCCAGGAGUUCGAGACCUGGAUCCGCUCGGACGAUGGGACGGACCAGCAGGCGGUGCGGAUCCACGAGUACCAGCGGAAGUUGGACGAGGCGAGCCGCAGGUUCGGGAAGCGCAUGAAUAUCGCCUCCAGUGUGCGGGGGUGGAUGCAAGACGCGGGAUUUCAGCAUGUCACGGAUGAUACGUACAAGUGUCCGCUGGGCCCGUGGGCGAGAAACCCGCAUUUCAAAGAGCUCGGUCGCAUGGGGAAGGCGGCCUUCUUCGAUACGAUCGAACCGUAUUCGCUGGCGUUGUUGACGCGGGUCAUGGAUUACACGUACGAGCAAGCGCAACGGUACGCCCAGGAUGUGCGGCAUGAGUUGGUGCACGGCUCGUUCCACAUCUAUACCCUGUUCCAUUAUGUGUACGGACAGAAACCACCGGAGAAGGCUAAUAAUGAUGGCCAUAAUGGCGGUGACGAUGCUGACGCCGAUGCUGCGGAUGAUGAUAACGAUGCUGAUGACAAUAAAUGAAGUGUAUAUAUACCCGUGUAAUGAGCCGAAGUUAUACAUAUCACCGGUUGAACCUGAGCGGGAUGCACUUUUCUUACUAC